ACCCUGACUGUGUCCUCACAAUAUCAAGGUUAUCUAUCUGGUAAAAUUGAGUAUCUGUCCAACAAGAAAUCAAUGGCUUUGAUUGAUGGUACAUUUAGCAUUUCCCCAGUUGGAUUAAUGAGUGGAAAGUUCGAAGCAAAGAUGAGUCAUUAUGAUGAAUCGAAAACACUGAAGAUUACAAUGGAUCAAUCCAACGAGCGAGGUGAAACUGUUACCAGAUCAUCCGUUGUCCUUCCUACUGGAGACACAAUCACGAUGGAAAACCGUGGACAAUGGGGCAAUAAGAAGAGUCUGAAUACAAUUCUGAACACCCCAUAUGAAAAUCUUCGCAAAAUGACCAUUGGCGCCGAGUUUUCUGGCAAUUCCAAAUCCUUCCAUACCAGCGCUAACCUGAUGAUCAGUCCACUCUUUGGGCCAAUGUCUGUUACAUCCCAGUGGAGUUCAUAUGGUGGAAUAAUUGCCAGCAUUCAGGUCAACACUCCAUUUGAACCUUACAAACAAAGCCGUAUUUCUUUUACACAUAAUGAUCAGAGGGAAAAGAAAACAACAGAAUUGAGUGUUGAAUAUUUACCAGGCAAGACAAUCAAGUUGGAGUCUACUUUGCUACCAAGUCUUGAAAACUUAGAGGGCAGCAUUGCCUUAACAACACCAUUCCAAGAACUCCCCUAUUCAGCAGCUUUAAUUCGCCAUAGUGGAAAUAGUCGCCAAUUUCAAUGCCAUGGAGAGAUUGAGUAUACUCGAGGGAAGAAGAUCCAGGGUGAUAUAACCUAUUCAAAUAACAAAAAGGUUGAGGGAACCUUAGUACUUAGGUCUCCUUUUGCUAAUGAUUUCAUCGCUGCCUUUAAUCACGAGGGAUCUCUAUCUCAAUUUUCCUCCCACGCAGAAAUGCAGUACGGGAAAUCCAAAAAAUAUGAAAUAACUGGAAACUUUGGCAAUUCAGCUGGAAAUGUAAUCAUUAAAUCUCCCCUUCAUGAAGACAUGUCUGCUUCUUUUAAACAUAGGGGAAGCAUUUCUGACUUUGAUACACACAUUGACGCCUUGUAUGGCAGAGGGAAAAAGUACGAAUUGGAUGCCAAAUACCAUCAACUAUCUGGAAUGCUAAGCUUCAAAUCUCCACUCUUAAAAGAUAUGAGUGCUUCAUUUAGCCACAAAGGAGAGUUAAAUGACUUUGCGUCUACUGCUGAAUUCCAGUAUGGAAAAUCAAAGAAGUAUGAAGCAAAAAUGCAGCUUUCACUGGCUAAAUCCUCAACAGGAUCAGUUUCAUUUUCCUCUCCAGUCACAGAAGAUUUUGCAGCAUCCUUUUUACACGAAGGCCCAAUGAAAAUCACUUUUGAUGGUAAAUAUGGAAAACAUAAGGGUUCAGUCAUAUCAGCGUUUAAGAAUGCAAAGAAGAUUCUUGGGUCGUUAGAGCUUAAAGCUACCUUUUUCGACAACAUGAAAGCCGAAUUUUCCCAUGAAGGCAGUCUAAGCAAUUUCGAAACUAGUACGUCUUUCAUAAAGGGAGGAAAGGCUUUAAUCGAAGGGUCUGUGGUAUUUUCAACUGGAAAGAGAAUAACUGGCUCAGUGACAUUGAAAACACCAUUCCACAGGGAUAUUUCAGCAUCAUUCAAACACUCUGGUGAUCUUUCCAAAUUUCAGACCACUGGGAACAUAAAGAUGGACAAAAAACUACAGUAUAAAUUGAACAUUAACGCUCAAAUGAAAAAGAGAGCAAAAGCAACGAUCCAACUUGAGAACCCUUUUACGGAUCCCAUUAAGAUAACUAUGACCAAGAAAGGUAAACCAGCAAACAUGAGAAUAAUUACCAAUGCACUUAUCGGAAAAGGAAAGAAAUAUACGACUGAUAUCACCUUGAAACGAGGAUCAGCAUCUGCUGUUAUUGUAAACAUCAUCACUCCUAUACCAGGAUACAAGAAAGUAAAAGGAAUUUGGAACUUUAGUGGAAACAAGAAGAGUUUCAAAACAAGUGCUCGAGGUUCAAUUGGAAAAGAGUCCAUUGCUGCAGAUAUCAAAAUGUCUCUCAGGCCAAACUUCAAGGCUGACCUUUCGGUGGAGACACCCUUUAAAGGAUACAAAAAGGCUGGUGUCAUCCUCUCUCAUCAAGGUUCACUAAAGAACUUCCAGUCUCAUGGGGAGAUUACUGUGGGAAAGAACAAACUCUACAAUGCAGAUAUUAUGUUUGCUAUAGAUCCCAAGAUCGCUACCUCUAUUGCGCUCCAAACCCCAUUCAGAAACUUUGAAAAAAGCGAAUUUUCUGUGACACAUGAUGGAUCUCUGAGAAACUUCAACAACCAGGUCAAUAUCUUAUUCCCGAAUAAAAAACGCAUUUUGUCUAGUCUCAAAGUGGACUCUCGAUCAGAUAUUUCAGUAGAGGUCUCACUCCAAACACCCUUUAAAGACUAUGAAAUGAUGCAAGGAACAUUUACCCAUAAAGGCAACUGGAAGAAUUUCCAAAUUCAUGCCGAAGGAUCUGAUGGAACCAAUAAGAAAUUGACGGGAGAAAUCGGAAUGAGCCUUCUUGAUCAAAUAUCUGGUUAUCUUAAAUUCACAAGUCCCUUUAAAUCGGCACAACUAGUAAAGGCAAGCUUAUCACACGACGGAACAUAUAACAAUUUCCGCAGUCAUGCCGAAUUUGAACUUAAUAAUGACAAAUCUGAAAUUGAUGUCAAUUUCAGUUCCCUAGUGAAACUAGAAGGGAAAGUUCUUGCCAAGUCACCAUACUUUGAAACGAUUGACGGCACCUUCGCACAUGAAAGCUCUCCCAUUUUGACUACAGCUGCAAUCAAAUAUGGAAGAAGAAGUCUGUUAGACGGAAAAUUGUCGUUGAAAUCAUCUCCCCUCCAAGGAUCUUUGUUUGUGAAUUCUAUCUACAUUAAACCACUGAGAGCCAGCGUAUCUCACUCAGGAACACAAAAAAGAUUUAACACCAACUUGGAAAUCUCUUAUGGAAAAGAAAACAUAAAAUCUAGUACAGAAUUCGACUCCACAAAUGAUAUAUCUGCUAGAACCUCAAUUACAACAACAUAUGGAAAAGUUAAAACUGUAGCUGCUUCAUUUUCACAUGUUGGAAGUCUGAACAACUUCAAAUGUCAUGCUGAGGCAUCUGCCAAUGGUGAGACUGUUGAAGGUGAUUUAGCAUUUUCAAGCAUUAACUCCCUUGAGGGAACACUGUCCAUACGCACACCAUUUGCUGAUUAUAGGGAAAGUGAUUUCCUCUUCCGACACAAUGGUGGUCUACUUAAUUUCAACAGUCAUGCUGAAUAUUCACUUGAAGGCAAAAAAUCUGAAAUUGAGUUGAACGUUGAAAUGGACAAGAGAGUUAAAAUUAUCGGAUUUGUUAAAAGACCGUCUACAAAUGAUGUCAUCUUUAAACUAACUCAUGCGGGAUCCAUCCAGAAAUUUAAGUGCGGAACUGAGUUGACCUAUGGAGGAGAAAAGAAAAUCCAAGGAAAAGUGUCCUUUGAUACAAUUCCUUCACUUUCCAUCCAAGCUUCCCUGACAUCAAAAUGUCCAGUCGUCAAGAACAUCCAGCUUUCUAUUUCACAAACUGGUGCAUCUGAAAAUUUCAACAUCAAAUCUUCAGCAAGUUUCAAUGGAAAAGAAAUAACCGGAAAUGUUGGGCUUGACCGACGCAGUGGAAUCAAUGGUUACGCAACACUGAGAACGCCAAUUUCUGAGGAUAUCAUGGCAUCACUCAAGCACAAUGGUCCCUUAACAAACUUCCAAACUCUUGCAGAAAUUUCAUACAGUGGAAGAAAGCAAAUCGAAUUUGACGCAUCACUCGAUGCCUCAUCAUCUAUUAUCGGACAGUUAUCAUUGAAAACUCCCAUAAGUGAAAUUAAUGACAUUAAGGCUAAUUUCCGUCAUGAAGGGGAUCUAGAUAACUUCAAAACUUCAGGAUCAGUCAGUGUAUCUGGGAACGAAAAACUUUCUGGAGAUAUGUCCUACAGUUCCAGCCCGAUAUCUGGAUCAUUCAAUAUCAGAAGCGUGCUUGGACAAUUAAAUGGAGCCUUCAAUCAUGAGCAGUCACUAAGGUCAAUGAAAUCCCAUGCUGAACUUAAUGUUGAUGGAUACAAUACCCAAAUAGAUGCCACUUACUCCAACGAUGGUAUUAAAGAAGGAUCCGUGUCUAUAUCAAGCCCAUUCUGUGGAAAUAUUGGCGCUGUUUUCACUCACGAUUACAAUGACUAUCAAAUUACAAGCAGUAUAAAAUUGCAUUCAGAAGACAAAGUUAUUGCUGCAGCAACUGAAGUUGCCUUCGUUGAUGGAGUAAGUGGGAAAGUUUCUUUGAAAACUCCAUUCAAAGGAUACGAACAGCAAUCUGUUUCCGCUAAAUAUACAUUCACUGAUGAUUUAACUGGAGAAUUUACUAUUGAUUACAAUAAUGGACAAAAGAUUGAGGGACAGAUGUCAAUAAUAGGAACAGACUCCGUAGUAGGAAAACUUAUCAUCAAAACUCCCUUCGAAGGCUUCAGAGAGUCCAGUGCUGACGUAUCAUAUACCCUUUCUUCCUCAGGCCUUAAAGCAAAUGCUAAAGUCACAUUCCGUCAGCAGAGCAUUUCUUCUGAAGUUAGUUUUGCCAAGAAUCCCCUCCAAGGCAGCGUUCUACUGAGAACACCAUUUACUGGCUUUGAAGAAUUGAAAUCUUCCUUCAACCAUGUCAGUUCUAGUUCUGGCUUCAAAAACCACAUUGAAGGAACAAUUGGAGGAAAAACAGUUCAAGCUGACACUUCCUUUAACCACAGGAGUUCAAUAAGUGCAAGUACUUCGAUUAAUACCCCUAUACAGGGAAUGAGAAAACUCUCAGCCUCUUUCAACCAUGAAGUCAAAGACAGUGGUUUUUCGACCGUAGCUAAAGCAGGAAUUGAAAAAGAAGAAAUAUUAGUCGAAGCCAGUUUCAACAAAAGACCAAGUUUCACAGGCUCUCUUAAGGUUUUAACUCCUUUCUCGGGAUUUGAAGACCAAAAAUUGUCCUUCAAUUUUGAAAAGACUCUGAUGGGUUAUCAAUCGCAAGCGGAAGCUACAUAUCAGAAGAAGAAAAUCGAAGUUACUGGUAAUAUAAAUAUCGAUACAAUCGUUGAUGGAGAUCUCCAAAUCACCACGCCAUAUUCAGGCUUUGAAAAACAGAAAAUCACAUUCAGAGGCGAAAGUAACAAAAUACACGGUAUAUUAUUAUUCAGACAGAAAUCAGUUGAAGUUAAUGGUGAACUAUCACCUAGUCAGGGAUUCCUCUCCGUUGCGUCAACUUUCCCCGGUUUUGAGAGUCAAAGUAUAAGCUUUACAACUAAUGGCAAAAAAUUUCAUGUAGAUGGCACCUUUAGACAAAAGACCAUUGAAAUUGAUUCAUAUUUGUCUGCCAACAAAGGCAGUCUGUCGAUCAAAACACCUUUUAUUUCUUACGAGAACCAGAAUGUACUGUUUACUAUUGAUGACAGAAAAGUUCAUGUAGAGGCCACUUUUAGACAAAAGACCAUUGGAAUCGAUGGAGAAAUUUCAGCCACAAAAGGUAGUCUUUCAGUUAAAACACCUUUUGCUUCUUACGAGAAUCAGAAUGUACUGUUUACCAUUGAUGACCAGAAAGCCCAUGCAGAGGCCACUUUCAGACAAAAGACUAUUGAAAUUGAUGGAGAACUUUCUGCCGACCAAGGAAGUCUCUCCAUUAAAACACCUUUCACUUCAUUCGAGAGACAAAACAUCAAGUUCUCAAAGAAGGGUUCCAAAAUGCAACUGGAGGGAACUUUUAUGGAGAAAACUGUGGAAAUGGACAUCACUUUCAAAAGAGGUAAAAAAGUGGAGGGACAAAUUGUAAUUAGGACGCCAUUCCAGGGAUAUCUUCAACAGGAAGCUUUCUUUUCUCACGAAAUGACCAGUGAGAGUUGCCAGACACAUGCCGAGAUCCUCUUUAAUCAACAGAAAUCAGAGUUUGAUCUCAAUAUUAUCAAGGGAAGGAAAAAUGGAUUUAAAGUAUCUCUUAGAACACCUUUCAAUGGCUUUGAAGAGCAGGACUUCCUUCUUGAGGUUGAGCGAUCAUCCAGAGGUUUAACUGGACGCGCAGAAGGCAACUUUAAAAGAGAGAAACUUGAAGCUGAUCUCAAUAUUGAACUUCAGCCACAAAUCUCGGCCAGUCUUAUUGUAAAAACACCUUUCGAAGGAUACGAGAAGCAAAACGUGCAAUUCACAUACCAGAUGACAACUCGAGACAUCAUAUCCCAUCUGGAAGGUUCAUUUCUUAGGCAAAAAUUAGAGGCUGAUCUUUCUGCUUCCAUUCAAAGUUCAGGACUGAAUAUGAACUUAAAGAUGCAAACACCCUUCAGUGGUCUUAAAAUCGUUAGCGCCCAAGCAUCAAGUUCUUGGUCCUCAUAUGGAUAUCAUAUCCAUGUGGAAGGGGGAAACAAUAAAGACAAACUCGAGUUUGAUAGUUCUCUGGAUACUUCAGACGCAGUUUUGGCUUCCAUGUCUCUCAAGACACCCUUCUCUGGUUUCGAGUCAACAUCAUUGACAUUCAACAAAGAUGGACCUUUGAAGAAUCUAGAAGUAUCUGGCACUUUAAUCUUUGGAUCUUCUCAAACAGCAUCAAUCUCCCUACGUAACAUUGUAAGAGAAUCAUCAUCCGAACACAUGCUGAAAAUCCAGAGCCCUUUCGCUGAUAUUUCUGCUAUGCAUACACAGUCCUCCGAUAGUGGUUCAGUUCAAUCCCAGAGCGAAUUUACCAUUGGUGACCGGUACAGUUUAACCCAUACUAAUUCUCUGCGGUACAAUGCUAAUCCUUUGAUUGACUUCACGUCUACAACUACCUACACCAUUGAUGGUGUUAGCUCCACAACAAUGACUAAGGUACAUCACGAGGGCUCACUUCGUAGCUUCAAGACUGACGUCACGACAAGGUAUGGAAACGAAGAAGCAACUGUAUCCGUGCAGUUCAAAAAUACAGACACCAUCGAAGGCUCCCUGACAGUAAAAUCACCAGUGCCAUUCCUUCGCGACAUAAACACCAAGUUUUCCCACAGUGGUGACUUGGAUCAGUUUACUACCUCCGGUGAUUUCCAGCAUGAGAAGACAGGAAAAUUAGAAGGAACCUUGACAUUCUUUAGACAGAGCUGGCGUCGUGUCAAUUCUAAUUUGGUUAUCAAAACACCUUUCAGUGGAUUUGAAAGAACAAAACUGAGCUUGAAACACACGGCAAAUAGAAACAGCGUCAGAUCAUUUGUUGAUGUUGCAUACGGAAAUGACCAAAAUAUCCGCGCUUCAGCUAAAGGAUCCAUUGAGCCUAUGGAAGCAGAAUUAUCAUUUACAUCUCCAUUUACAGGAUUAGAAAAUCUCCAAGCAAGUGCCAAAACUUCAAAUAUAGGAGGUAAAUACAACGGAGAUUUGGUCCUAUCAAGUCAAGACCGGGAAAUAUCUUUAAAAUCUAAUCUUGAUCUGGACUCAACACCUAUGACAAUUGACAUCGUUCUCGCAACUCCAUUUUCUGGACUGGAAUCGAUUAAACUUGCUGGAUCCCACAAGGGGACAUAUUUUGAUUUCAGCACCAGUGUUGGUCUGCAAACUUCGGCCGGCAAUGCAAAAUCUGAUGUUCGCUUCAUGUUCAAUUCUAUUUCUGAUGCCGAUUGUUCGUUUACCCUUGUCAGUGACAUGAGUGGUCUUGAAAAUAUCAAAUUCAGUAUUAAGAACAAUAAAAAUGGGGACGAAUAUAGAAACAAACUGGAAGCUUCGUGGAUGAACGGCCAAAGUAUUGUAUCUGAUGCCACAUAUUCCAGCAGUGAAUCGUGGAGAAUCACCACACGUAAAGCAGGACUUACCAUCAGCACUCCUUUCAGUCAGCUAAGAACACUCACUAUUCAAGGAAAUAACGAAAAAUCAACAGACUCUCUUAAACAAGCAAUGCUUGCUGAGAUAAAUGGUGAAAAAUUAUUAGACAUGGACAUUGCAUAUGAGAAGAAUAAUAAACACACUAUUUCCGCCGUGAUGAGAGAACCACAGCCCAUGAAAUUCGAAGGGGAAACUGUUUUCUCUGAUUCCAUUAAAUCAGCACUGGUUUCCAUUAACUUGGAUACAACAUCGACGGAAAGGCAGGCAAAAUUAGAAACUAAGUAUGUAGUAGACCCAUACACUCAGAAAAAGGAAGCUCUAGUCAAAAUGUCGACACCUAGCAGGUCUGUUGAAGUAAAGGGAACCGGAGAAAUGUCAUCUAACCGAAUGCUUACAUCUUGGGAUAUCCUGAUUGAUGAUACACAGACAUUUGGAUUUGACGCUGAACAUUCAUUGGUCAAAAGGCGUUCUAACUAUGCUAAUGGAAACACACUGAAGUUAAGAUUCCCCGAGAGAAGUGUUGCCCUUUUUGGAUCCUUUGAAGAUAAAUAUGGUAAAAAGUCUGUAGAUGGUUCCGUCAUGUGGGAUGCAGACAGAGACACUUCCAAGAAAAUUGGUAUCAGUGCUAGCGUCAUUCCCCAAGGAGACUCCUUCAAAGCUGAUGUGUCCUUUGAAAUUCCAAGUAUUGGCAAGGAUGUCAAGUUGGAUUCUGAAAUGACCCUAAAUCAAGGAAGUAUUCUAUUCGAUGGUAAGACGGAAUUCAAAUACUCCAAAGACGAAGACAAAACUGUUGUUAUUAACUCACGAAUUGAGGAUGUUUCAACCGGAUUGAAAAAGAACUACACCUUUAGCCUGGGACUGAGACACAUUUUCAGCAGUGUUGAUGUUCAAUUAAAAUCACAUGUUGGAAUGGCAGAUGACAUGUACACUAGUGGAAUCAAAGUUGACUACAUGACAGCAAAGCGCAUCAAGAAAAACUUUGCACUGAUGGGUGAAAUAGACAGCCUUCGUCGUCAAAUGAAAGUAGAGGUUGUCUCUCCCAUAAAAUCGAUGAUCAUGUCUGGAAAAAUCGAGUCGAAGCCUUUCAAGCUGAGUUUGCGCAAUGUGUACGAUAAUACCAAGGAGAUUAAUUCUCAAAUCACCUUUGACCCUGAAAAUAGACUUCUAGCUGCCCAAAUGAACUACGAUAUCGAAAACCCAGCCAAUGUUUUACACUUUGUGGCUAAGUAUGUAAAUGACAGCGCUGUCCAAACGGAGGUGUAUCGAAUUGAGAACUCGCGCAGAAUGACUGAGGGUCUUCUUGCAAUGAGACUGAACACGUCCAGAAUCUUACACACCCGUGUCCACUGGUGUCCACUAGUGAUUCAAGAAAUCAAAGCAUUUGGACUUGGAAAAAUUGGUCUUAAUGGCAGAAGAAUAAACACUGCUUUCUCUGAAGCAGCAAAGGCCAUUGGGAACGAACUGAACUCUAAAUACAAUUUGAUUCGUCAGUCAGUCAGCGAUGGAUAUCGACCAUAUGGUGAAUUCAUGGAGGAAAUCAUUGCAGAAAUUGCGAGAACUUACCCAAAUAUUGACCUCAACAUCAUUAGGCAAAUGAUUCAAAGUAACCCUGUCCAAUGGGAGGAUUUUCCUGGUAAAGACAAGUAUGAUCUUUACGUGGAGGCAAUCAAAGAACUCAUGACACUUGUUGAAUCGAAAGGAGGUGUGUAUUAUGCAAACAUAAUGGACUUCAUCGGACAACAAUUUGUCGAUUUGUCUGCUGCCAUUGAGACGGCUAUGAACAAAUAUCAAGAUGCAGUGUCCAGAAUCUCAGGAAACCAAGUAUCCGAGUACAUAAAAUCCAAGUACGAUGUAUAUUCAAAGACACUGGGUGAAAUUAGAGUUCCAGACAUGGCCAGCCAGUACACUAAUGCUAUCUAUAAUGUCAGAGACCAAAUUGCUUCCAGGAUGAAUGGACCUGUUUUAGAAACUAUUAAGAAAUCUGGAGCUCAGAGCUACAAACUGGCUUCCGAUGCAUACAAAUUCUGGGAAGUAGAAGAAAAUGUCAAAUCUGUGAUGAAGAACGUUUUUGAUAUGAUAAAGAAAGACAUUGAGGAGGAAUUUGCCAUCCUCAAAAAUUCCAUUUCCAACUUACAAAACUCUAGAAUUACCGUUUUCGAUCCUAAAUCGGGCGAAAUACAGAUGGACACAUACCUGCCAGUUGCCAUGUCCUCUCUGAAAGAACUUCCUAAAGUAUCUGUCACCAAAUAUGUCAACAGAUUCCACUCCUAUAUUCCAAAAUAUUCCAACAAAUGGGGAUCCGUAUCUGACUAUAUUCCUAAUUCCGAUGUCUCCAACUGGAUUCCACCAUUCAAAGCCGUUGCCUCCCUUAAUAGAAACCACAUUACCUCUUUUGACGGUGAGGAGUUCGACUUUUCUGGAAAAUGUUCCUAUGUGUUAGCACGUGACUAUGUUGAUGGUAACUUCUCUGUCAUUAUGAACUACCUCGGCAAAGACAAGAAACAACUCAUCAUCACAACAGCUACACAGACUCUGCAAAUAGCCCCUAACGGAAAGCUGCGUAUUGAUGGUAAAAUAGUCAGCGCCCCCUACCAAUCCCGGGAACUAAGUGUCGAGGCUGACGCGGAGCUGUUGAGCGUGCAUGGCCGUGGAUUCGACGCUUUCUACAGCAUUCCUAGAGAUCAGCUAAAACUUGUUGUCAGUGGAUGGUACCAUGGGAAGUUAGGAGGAAUUUUCGGAACCAACAACAAUGAAGUCUAUGACGACAUGAUGACAUCAUCACGCAGCACCGUGACAGAUGUUGAUCCAUUUGUUAACAGCUGGGAGGUUGACAGCAAAUGUCGUUAAACUGAGGAACUGUUGUUCACAACUAACAUUGAUUUUUAUUAAUUCGUUGAAUACUGAUUAAAGUUUUUGUAUGUUUUUUUCUGUUGAUUAAACAAUUAAAGAAAUCUAAAGCAGCAAA
Messenger RNA from Saccostrea cuccullata (small rock oyster), 10774 nucleotides. RefSeq lists its product as uncharacterized. NCBI's taxonomy places the organism in Eukaryota, Metazoa, Mollusca, Bivalvia, Ostreida, Ostreidae. The record is from RefSeq and is a predicted model, not a curated record.